Messenger RNA from Phialemonium atrogriseum, 1577 nucleotides. RefSeq names its product nucleophile aminohydrolase. NCBI's taxonomy places the organism in Eukaryota, Fungi, Ascomycota, Sordariomycetes, Cephalothecales, Cephalothecaceae. Gene Ontology annotation, cellular component: cytoplasm. Gene Ontology annotation, biological process: protein deglycosylation. The record is from RefSeq and is a predicted model, not a curated record. Bases 286 to 1464 code for a protein of 392 amino acids. Gene Ontology annotation, molecular function: asparaginase activity; beta-aspartyl-peptidase activity; N4-(beta-N-acetylglucosaminyl)-L-asparaginase activity. The transcript has a single exon.
GUUUUUUGGCUUCCACGUCAGCGAUGGUGAUAAUACGGGCUUCCAUACUACGUUAUAUAACGAUAUCUAUGCGACUAGUUGGACAAAGACUUGAUCGCGCGUGAUGCUUGGUAUGCAAUUAACAAGCUCUUUCCACCAAUGUGGUAAUUUAAACAGUAGGCAUGCAAUUAACAAGCUUAUCCCACCAAACCUCGCGGGGCAAGUACAUCCAAUUGUUGACUCGACUUCCUUCCUUGCCCUUUCUUAACGUCUUGUCUCUCGUCUUGGCCGCCCUCUAUUCAAACCAUGUGGGACUUCCUCACCGUUUGGCUGCGCAUAGUCGCCGCCUUUCCCCUCUCGGGCUUGCUCAUCCAAUCCCACAAGCAUGCCCAGUCCCCCUCCUCCUCCCCAGGCCUCCCAAUGGUGAUCAACACGUGGGGCGGCCCCUUCACAGCAGCCACAGACGCCGCCUACGAGGCCCUAACCUCGUCGCCAUCAGCAUCGUCAGCCUCCUCUGCCGCCCUCGACGCCGUCGAGAUGGGCUGCCGGGCCUGCGAACGCGGCCGCUGCGGCGGCAGCGUGGGGUACGGCGGCUCGCCGGACGAGUCGUGCGAGACGACGCUGGACGCGCUGGUCAUGGACGGCUCGACCAUGGACUCGGGCGCCGUGGCGGGGCUGCGGCGCGUGCGCGACGCCGUCUCGGUCGCGCGCCGCGUCCUCGAGCACACGGCCCACUCGCUGCUCGUCGGCGACCUGGCCACGCGGUUUGCCGUCGAGAACGGCUUCGACGAGGAGGAGGAAGGCGGAGGGGAAGGUGGUUACGGCCUCGCGACGCCCGAGUCGGCGGCCUUGUGUCGCCUGUGGAGGGACGCGGGCUGCCAGCCUAACUUCCGCGUCGCCGUCACCCCCGACCCGUCCCGCUCCUGUGGGCCGUACACGCCUCUCCCGCGAAACCACCUCGGGACGUCGGCGGCGGCUGGGGACGCGUCUUCAUCAUCCCGGCGGGAUGCAAAUCCGGAUCCGGACCCCGACCGCCCAGCAGUAGCAGCCGCGCACGACACCAUCUCCAUGAUCGCCAUCUCCUCCUCGGGCGCCAUGGCGGCGGCGACGUCGACCAACGGGGCGUCGCACAAGAUACCCGGGCGCGUGGGCGACGGCCCCAUUGUCGGCAGCGGGUCGUACGUCGACGGAGAGGUGGGCGGGUGCGGGGCGACGGGGGACGGGGACGUCAUGAUGCGGUUCCUGCCGUGCUACCAGGCCGUCGAGAGUUUGCGGCGCGGCAUGUCGCCGCGGGAGGCCGCCGAGGAUGCCGUCCGCAGGAUGGUGAGGAGGUACCCGGCUGUGCUGAGCGGCGUUGUCGUUGUCAACAACAGGGGCGAGCAUGGGGGGGCUGGGUCGGGGUGGACGUUUACGUAUGCUUAUCGGGGUGGGGAUAUGAAUGCUACGACGGUCGUGACUGUGCCGCCGGUGCAGGACUUGGAUUAGGGAAUGGCGGAGAUCUACGUGCGGCGCUGCGGUAAAAAAAAGAAAUAAUGGUCAUGUCCUCGGCUUCUACAUCGCGAGUCGGUGAGUGCCCUUCAGUUGCCGAGACAGUUGAU